AUGUCUUCCAACACGACCCACAUCUGCGUCGUCGGUUCGCUGAAUAUCGACUUUGCGGUAUCAACAUCCCGGUGUCCCGGGCCAGGGGAGACCUUGACAGCAAAUUCACUCUCCGUGACUGCCGGUGGAAAGGGUGCAAACCAGGCCGUCGCAUGCGGUCGAGCAUCGCUCACUUCCAGUGAUGCCUCAAAAGUCACUGUGAGCAUGAUUGGCGCUGUGGGCGCCGACGACGUCUACUAUGCAACACUGAUCCGACCGACGCUAGAGGAUUCCGGUGUAGAUACAAAGUAUAUUGAAGAGAAAACAGACAGCCGCACUGGAUCGGCGACAAUCAUCGUUGAAGAUUCAGCGCAUGGCGAAAACAGGAUCCUGGUGGUGCCGGGGGCGAACCAUGCCGGAAUGGACGACGCUCAGAAGAUCCUCGCCACGAUCCAAUCAUACCCUCAAGCCCCGGCUUUGGUUGUUCUACAAGGCGAGAUCCCCAGACACACGACUCUGGACUUGAUGAAGCAUUUCAACCAGCCAGGGAACCCGACACAUAUCCUGUUCAAUCCGGCCCCGGUCUUCGCAGAUGGCGUCCCGGUUGAUGCGCUCUCCAACACCUCUGUUCUGGUCAUGAACGAGACCGAAGCGGUGCAAAUGCAGGCAUCCAUCUCACCAGAUUCAGCAAUCGGCACGCAGACGACAGACGAACUGAAGCCGGAAGACCUGGCGAGGCGGUUCCAUGCUCUCGCCAACGUCAAGAUCGUCCUCAUUACCCUUGGGGCAAAGGGUGUGUUCUUCUCGACUUGCACCGGCAGAAAGGGCCUCGUCGAUGGAGUCCGCGUACCGAAAGUGGUAGACACGACGGCCGCUGGCGACACCUUUGUCGGCUAUUUCGCCGCGGCAUUUGCUGAUUUCAUCGCGACAUCGGCGCCGCUGGAAGAAUUUGAUAAUGCCAUUGAGCAGGCUGUGCGACGGGCAAAUUGUGCCGCGGCGUUAUGUGUACAGAGGCCUGGUGCAAUGCAGAGCAUUCCAACGGCCGUGGAAGUCGAUGGUUUGGACAGUCGCUAG
This is a messenger RNA of Aspergillus lentulus, 1053 nucleotides long. RefSeq names its product ribokinase. Lineage: Eukaryota; Fungi; Ascomycota; Eurotiomycetes; Eurotiales; Aspergillaceae. Gene Ontology annotation, molecular function: ribokinase activity. Gene Ontology annotation, biological process: D-ribose metabolic process. The record is from RefSeq and is a predicted model, not a curated record.